AAACACGGCCUCAAAACGGAUUUUGAUUUACAUCGUCAGGGCGCUAAUGCCCAUUUUAUGAGAGCUGCUGGUGCCAUGUGCGAAGCGAGUUUCGCAUCUGAUGGAUUAAGCCGAAUGGCAUCAUUAGGUACCGUAUCUAUGGGUGUAGGGCCCGGAGGUAUCGGUGGUCCAAAUGUAGCAAAAAAAUUACAAGAAGACCAUAUAAAACGACCCAUGAAUGCGUUUAUGGUAUGGUCUCGCUUGCAACGUAGAAAAAUUGCACAAGAAAAUCCUAAAAUGCAUAAUUCUGAGAUUUCAAAACGAUUAGGAGCUGAAUGGAAAUUAUUAACAGAAGAUGAAAAAAGGCCAUUCAUUGAUGAAGCAAAACGAUUACGAGCGAUGCAUAUGAAAGAACAUCCUGAUUAUAAAUAUCGUCCACGAAGAAAACCUAAAACUCUACGUAAAGAAGGGUAUCCAUAUUCUAUUCCAUAUCCCUCUGUGCCAAUGGAUGCGUUAAGAGCUGGUAUGGCUGCGAGUCAAAUGGGGCAACAAAUGAGUUCUUACUAUAGUCCAUACGGUUCAUUGAAUGCGGCAUCGAUGGCAGCGGCGGCAGCUGCAGCAGCGGCUCAGCAAUCCGCAAUGUCAGCUAGCUUAGGUGCACCGGCACAGGUGGUCAGUUCAAUGGAUGCAAUGAAAUAUUCAAUGGAAGCGGAUAAAUAUCGUUCAGCAUACAUGCCACCAUCAUCAUUAGCCAUGUCUAUGUAUUCCGAUCCAAAGUAUAUGGAUAAUACAUCGAAGAAUUAUUUAGAUCGUAGUUAUUUAGACCAACAAGCAUUAACAAAAGCGUACCUUGAAUCAUCCAAGAUUUAUCUAGAGUCAACACAAAACCAAUCAAAAUAUAAUUCACAAGACUUGAGUCCACGAUCUUCAUCAAUAUCAUCAAAUUACGGGAAUCCAUUAGAUAUCAAUAAAAUGUACAAUAAUACAGACAUGCCAAGUGGUGGGGGUGGGGUCUGCCAUCCUCAAUCUGCAUCACCACGUUCUGUAGAUUCUCCAUCAAAUGAUCAGCAGAACACUACGAAAACAUCAAUUCAAAUGAAUGAACGACAUGAUGCAGCGAGUACAGAAUCAACAUCCACAUCAACCUCAUCAGCAGCACCAAGCCCCGGUGGCUUACCUAGUUACUAUCCAGCAAUGCAACAAACGGGUGGUUUACCUGGAUUAUUACCUAUGAGUCAAUAUGCUGUAGCGACGCAACAAUAUCAACAUGUUUCCACCGGAGGUUCAACGUCUGCACCUGGUAGUGAAUUUCGAAGACCACUUACUGUAAUAUUUUGACCCGAUAAUAAUUAGAAAAGAAAGGCAGUAAGUUACCUGAUUAAGUAAAAGGUUUUAUCAUAAAGAUCUCAGUAAUAGUAGAAAAAAUUAGAGUCCGUUCAUGAUGCUUCAGAUUUUUUUUUUAGUUUUUUAUUUUAUUCCCCAAG
Chrysoperla carnea is the source of this 1463-nucleotide messenger RNA. RefSeq names its product transcription factor Sox-3-B-like. The coding region runs from base 58 to 1317 and encodes 419 amino acids. The record is from RefSeq and is a predicted model, not a curated record. Lineage: Eukaryota; Metazoa; Arthropoda; Insecta; Neuroptera; Chrysopidae. Gene Ontology annotation, molecular function: RNA polymerase II cis-regulatory region sequence-specific DNA binding; DNA-binding transcription factor activity, RNA polymerase II-specific. The transcript is spliced from 5 exons. Gene Ontology annotation, biological process: regulation of DNA-templated transcription; cell differentiation; anatomical structure morphogenesis.